GCAGUGAUACACGAAGCCGCCCAACCUGGCCGCAGCAAGAUUGUUGAGCAACAUUUUUCCCCUUCUGUAUGACACUGCUGCGAUUUAAAACAUUAUUAUAUUUGUUUUAUACAUUGGAUGCUUGGGAGGAUAAACGAAACGUGUGACAUAGAAGAACAAUAGGAGAACGUGUUUGCGGUAUUGGAGACACGGGUACUCUGGACGUUCAUGAGGUGGACUUCGCCGCAUUUGGUGGGCUGCUCCUAGCUUGGAAAAUCCCACCACAUAUCCCUGACAUUCAUUCCAAACUCGACUUGUACGGUGAACUGUCACCGACGUAGAUACAUUUGAAAGGAAAAGCAUGGAAUAAAGCCUGACAUCGAAGGAGUCCUGAAGAAAAGUAGUUUUUUUCUGGUGAAAAGUAGUCCACUGCUUGUUUUAAAUAGCCUAUUCAUUAUUAAGUAGCCUAGGAGAGGCAUAGCCUAUUCUUACAACUCAUCACAAGAUGUCUGUUCCGAACGUGCUGGCCAAGGCCCUGUACGACAAUGUGGCCGAGUCCCCAGACGAGCUGUCCUUCCGGAAGGGUGAUAUCAUGACGGUAUUGGAGCGGGACACCCAGGGUCUGGACGGCUGGUGGCUCUGCUCUCUGCAUGGACGCCAGGGCAUCGUCCCCGGCAACCGACUCAAGAUCCUGGUGGGCAUGUAUGACAAGGCGGGCCAGCAGCAGCAGCCUCCACUCCUCCAGGCCUCCCAGGCUGGCUCUGCUCAGACCCAGAGCCUGAGCCAGCUGGCCUUCCCCCCGCAGAGUGCCUACACUAAGCCCUCCCCCUCCUCCCAGUACACAGCCAUGCACCCUGCCUUCUCCAACCCUGGUCCUGUCCCCGCCCUACCCGACAGCAUCUACAUGAUGCCCCCCAACCAUGGCAAGCCCUCCCCUUCAUGCCUGUACCAGAUACCCACGGGCCCCCAAGCCCCACCCAAGGCCCCCAUGCUCGCCCAGAAGCAGUACCACGCCCCUGUUCAGGACAUCUACCAGGUGCCUCCCUCCAUGGGGCCAGCUCCUGUCCAGGACAUCUACCAGGUGCCCCCUUCAACAAGAGGGCCUGUUCCUGGGCAGGAUAUCUACCAGGUUCCCCCCUCACUGAACCAGACUCAGAUCCCCCCCUCCAUAGAAAAGAGGAGCUGGGACUCUAAACCUCUAGGAAAGGUGGUGGUGCCGACGCGGGUGGGCCAGGUGUAUGUGUAUGACAUGGGAAAAUCGGAGCAGGAUGAGUAUGACGUCCCUCCCAGACACAUGCCUCCCUCCCAGCAGUCACAGGAUAUUUAUGACGUUCCCCCAACCCGCGCCCAGUACAGCCAACAGGUGUAUGACACACCCCCAAUGGCGGUGAAAGGCCCCCCCAGUGGUCAAGACAUCUAUGACACACCCCCCAGUGUGGACAAGAGCCAACUGCUCUCUCAGCAAACGGUGUACGACUUCCCCCCCUCCGUCAGCAAGGAUGUUCCAGACGCUCCUAUCAGGGAGGAGACCUAUGACGUGCCCCCCCACUUUGCCAAGCUGAAGAGUCUGGAGAGCCAGAACCAGGGCUAUCUGAUCCCCGGUGGGCCUGAGCCCCCCAUCCCUGAAGAUGUGUACGAUAUCCCUCCCCCUCCCCUCACCGGAAAGCACCACCCAGACGCCCACCUGGGUCAGGAGAUCUACGACAUCCCCGCCAGUCUGAGGAAGGGUGGACUCCAUGACCCCCAGGAUGUGUACGAUUUCCCCCGCGAGCGGCCUGCAGGCGAGGACUCCAUCUAUGACAUCCCCCCUCAGGUGGUGCGAGAUGCGGGCGCCACAGAGGAGCUGACGGUCAGCUUCAAACGCCUGUCUGCCUCCAGCACGGGCAGCACCCGCAGCAACCUGUCCACCUCCUCUCUGGACAUGGUGCCAGUCAGGGAGUCGGCGGUGCCCAGCCAGUCCGGCCCAGGGAAACUGUUGAUCCUGGAUCUAGAUCAGGCCAUGGAGCGCCUCUCCCGUCUGCAGCAGGGGGUGGAGGGCUCUGUCUCCCUCCUCAUGUCCUUCAUCAGUGGGAACUGGCGCAGCACCACCCAGAUGGAGGCCAACCUGCCAGCCAUCAGGCAGGCGGUGGACAGGAUGAGGGUGGCUGUCAGGGACCUACUGGAGUUUGCCAGGGGGGCUGUGGCCAACUCUGCCCAGGCCACUGACCGCACGUUACAGGCCAAGCUGGGCAAGCAGGUGCAGAAGAUGGAGGAGGCCUUCCAGGGCCUUGUCAAGUACAGCCAGGCUCUGGAUGCUGUGGCCUGGGCCCCUUCUGCCCUGAUGACGCCCUCAGCAGGCAGCAGUGGGGAUGACCUGGACCGGCUGGUCAUGUGUGCCCGGGGUGUGCCUGACGACACCAAACAGCUGGCCUCCUUUCUCCAUGGCAACGCCUCGCUGCUCUUCAAAAGGACAAACAAGCAGCAGCAGCUUCCUUUGCCCCCUGUCCCCCAUGCCGCUGACCUCAUGGGUCAGAUGACCAACAACAACAUCUCAGCCUAUCAGAUGGGAGACGGGAGAGCCAACAUUCAGUCCCGCCCCCUGCCGUCCCCGCCCAAGCUCACAGCCGAGGAGGAGACCCGUGACCGGCCGUACGAGACCACCGAGGAGGGAUGGAUGGAGGACUAUGACUAUGUGCAUUUACAGGGUAAGGAGGAGUUUGAGAAGAAUCAGAGGCAAUUAUUAGAGAAAGGGACCAGACACAACAAAACCACACUGGAACAGCAGCAGCAGCUGAAACAGUUUGAGCGACUGGAGCAGGAAGUCAGCCGGCCAAUCAACAACGAUAUCUCAGGCUGGACUCCGCCUCCCCACUACCCAACGGCCCAGCGGAGCAAGCUGAGCAUGGGUGACCGGCAGCUGCUGCUCUUCUACUCAGAGCAGUGUGAGGCCAACGUCACCACCCUCACCAACGCCAUCGACGCCUUCUACUCCUCCAUCAACAACAACCAGCCGCCCAAGAUCUUUGUGGCUCACAGCAAGUUUGUCAUCCUCAGCGCACACAAGCUGGUGUUCAUCGGGGACACGCUCUCGCGACAGGCCAAGUCCCCAGAGGUGCGGGCGCAUGUGGCCCAGCACAGUAACACGCUGUGUGACAAACUCAAGGACAUCGUAGUGAGCACCAAGACUGCAGCGCUGCAGUACCCGUCCCCCGGUGCGGCGCGGGACAUGACGGAGAGGGUGAGGGAGCUGGCCGGCUGCACACAGCAGUUCCGCAUGGCUCUGGGCCAGCUGGUGGCCAUGUGAACCUCCGGUCCUGAGACACUGGCAUGGGGAGUCCACACUGGGACACACAGCACCCACACACCCAGUGGGUCACUGUCACAGACACAUGGACCCUUCAACCUCCUCUUGUGCUUUUUAUUUCAAAAAAGGACAACUAUCUGACUGGGCUGGGCCAUUGGUUGUAAAUGAAUCAUUGUAAAUAUUUUAAGUUACUAUUAGCCAGAAAAAAAAGUCAAAGAAAAUGAACUUCCACUAUAUAUAUAUAUAUAUAUGUUUUUGAGACCUGGGAAACAUGAUGUAGUUUUUAGACAAUGUCCAUUAUUAUUAUUGUUGCUAUACUGUAAUUAUUGCUCUGCUUAUUAUAAUUGUUAUCAUUAUUGUUAUAAUGCGUUGAUUAAGGAUGUUUACAUUUCAAACACAUUGUAUGUAUUACGUAAUGCUGUUUUUCAUCCCAGAUGAUCAAAUAUGGUGGAUUUUGUUAAAGUAAUGUACUUGUCAGGUGAGCUGUAGGAUAUGUUGACAGAAAAUGAAUAGCUUUCCUUGGAGCUGUCAAAGGAGGCUGGGGAUCGUGUUGUGAGUGUAAGGCAUUCUGGGUAGCGGCUGGGAGGGAGAGGUUUCCCUGACAGUUAAUAACAUUCUCAGAUAUACUGCUGUCAUGGGACAGGAUUCAUUUGAGUAGUUCUACAUGCUAAUUAAAAUGCCCCAAUUAGAAGACUGUCUUAUAAUACUAUCUCUUCCUUUGAGAUAGAAGUCAGAAUGAAAAGAACAAACCUGAUUUGGAGGUAAAAAAUCUAAGGUUAAAAGAAAUAUGAAUUUACAUAUUUUUUUCUGCAUUACAACUUCCCUUGUUCUUCAAAAGCACAAGGCUUUAUCCGUCUGUCUGCUGCUCCUAGAGUGCUUGUUGUAUCACCCACACUCUCCCAGACUCUCAUAGUCCUGCAUGCUCUCUGUGAUCUAAAAAGGGUUGGUUUGGACUCCUCUGUGGCUCCACUGUGUUCCAGACCAGGCUCUCUGCUCACCUCAUACAGGAACAACUCUGCUUUCCCUCCCCCUAGCACUUCCUGGACAGCACCACUGCACCCUGCAGGCCAGGGAAACCCGCUAUGGGGGUAAAGGUGUGAGAAGUGCAUUUAAAUCAUUAUCAUACACUCAACACCCUUGUAAAUUGAUGAGCAAAUUUCGGGAGUGGUUGUUUGUGAGCCACAUCUCUGCAUUUUACCAAAUGUAUGUGUACACACACACACACACACACACACACACACACACACACACACACACACACACACACACACACACACACACACACACACACACACACACACACACACACACA
Messenger RNA from Oncorhynchus keta (chum salmon), 4574 nucleotides. Its product is annotated as breast cancer anti-estrogen resistance protein 1-like. Bases 485 to 3262 code for a protein of 925 amino acids. The record is from RefSeq and is a predicted model, not a curated record. NCBI's taxonomy places the organism in Eukaryota, Metazoa, Chordata, Actinopteri, Salmoniformes, Salmonidae. Gene Ontology annotation, cellular component: focal adhesion; plasma membrane; cytoplasm. Gene Ontology annotation, molecular function: protein binding. The transcript has 7 exons. Gene Ontology annotation, biological process: cell surface receptor protein tyrosine kinase signaling pathway; cell migration.